AGGUAGAGAGAGAGUGCAAGCAGGACUGGGGGGUAGAGUGGGGGUUAGAGAAAGAGACCGUGGUGGGGAAAAGGGGAGAGCGCGCGAGACUGAAUGGAAGACUAAAAGACAGAUAGGUAGCAAGAUAAACAGAUAGAUAGGUAGCUAGGUAGAUAGAUAGAAAGAGUUGGUUGCUCCAUAGUACGGCGGCUCGCAAGGGAGAAUCCCAAGAGAGCUCCGAGACUGGAGGGGAUGGUGUGCGGUGCGGCGGCGGCGGCGGCGGCAGCGGCAGCGGCAGCGUCUUCAUCUCUCCUCCGGGCGUGUGCCCAGCACUGAUUUCUCCCCGGGGCCGCGCAGAUCCCGCCCGGAGAUGAGGCUUCUACUAGCUAGCUAAAAGUGACAGAACCAUGGCUCAAUUUCCGACAUCUUUUGGUGGCAGCCUGGAUAUUUGGGCCAUAACUGUAGAAGAAAGAACAAAGCAUGAUCAGCAGUUCCAUAGUCUCAAGCCAACAUCUGGUUUUAUUACUGGUGAUCAAGCCAGAAACUUUUUUUUUCAAUCUGGGUUACCUCAACCUGUUUUAGCACAGAUAUGGGCACUAGCUGACAUGAACAAUGAUGGGAGAAUGGAUCAGAUAGAAUUUUCUAUAGCAAUGAAACUUAUCAAACUGAAGCUACAAGGUUAUCAGCUACCUGCUACACUUCCUCCGGUCAUGAAACAGCAACCUGUUGCUAUUUCUGGUGCACCCACAUUUGGUAUAGGAGGCAUUGCCAGCAUGUCGUCUCUUACAACUGUUGCUCCGGUACCAAUGGGAUCAAUUCCAGUAGUAGGAAUGUCCCCACCUCUUGUAUCUUCUGUUCCUACAACAGCAGUUCCUCCCCUGGCUAAUGGAGCUCCUUCUGUUAUACAACCUCUGCCAGCUUUUGCCCAUCCUGCCACUUUGCCAAAGAGUUCUUCUUUUAGUAGAUCUGGUCCAGGUUCACAGUUAAGUACAAAACUACAGAAGGCACAAUCAUUUGAUGUGGCUAGUGCCUCUCCUGUGGCAGAAUGGGCUGUCCCUCAGUCAUCAAGAUUGAAAUAUAGGCAAUUAUUCAAUAGCCAUGACAAAACAAUGAGUGGACAUCUAACAGGUCCCCAAGCAAGAACUAUUCUUAUGCAAUCAAGUUUACCACAGACUCAGCUGGCUACAAUAUGGAAUCUUUCAGAUAUUGAUCAAGAUGGAAAAUUAACAGCAGAAGAAUUUAUUCUGGCAAUGCACCUAAUUGAUGUGGCUAUGUCUGGCCAACCCUUACCACCAGUACUGCCUCCAGAAUAUAUUCCUCCUUCAUUUAGAAGGGUUCGCUCUGGCAGUGGCAUAUCUGUUAUAAGCUCUGUAUCAGUAGACCAAAGGUUACCAGAGGAACCAGUGUUAGAAGAGGAACAGCAACAGCUGGAAAAGAAAUUACCUGUGACUUUUGAAGAUAAAAAACGUGAAAAUUUUGAACGAGGCAAUCUAGAACUUGAAAAGAGAAGACAAGCUCUAUUAGAACAGCAGCGUAAAGAACAGGAGCGCCUAGCACAGCUGGAACGGGCUGAGCAGGAAAGGAAAGAACGAGAACGUCAAGAACAAGAGCGAAAAAGGCAGGUAGAACUGGAAAAACAGCUGGAAAAACAGCGGGAACUGGAACGUCAGAGGGAAGAAGAGAGGAGGAAAGAAAUUGAAAGACGUGAGGCUGCAAAAAGAGAACUUGAAAGACAACGACAACUUGAGUGGGAACGGAAUCGGCGACAAGAAUUAUUGAAUCAAAGAAACAAGGAGCAAGAAGACAUAGUUGUUCUGAAAGCAAAGAAGAAGACAUUGGAAUUUGAAUUAGAAGCUCUAAAUGAUAAAAAACAUCAACUGGAAGGAAAACUUCAAGAUAUCAGGUGUCGAUUAGCCAUGCAAAGGCAAGAAAUUGAAAGCACAAACAAAUCCAGAGAACUUAGAAUUGCUGAAAUCACCCACCUGCAGCAACAAUUACAGGAAUCUCAGCAAAUGCUUGGAAGGCUGAUUCCUGAAAAACAGUUACUCAAUGACCAAUUAAAACAAGUUCAACAAAACAGUUUGCACAGAGAUUCACUUCUUACACUUAAAAGAGCCUUAGAAGCAAAAGAGCUUGCUCGUCAGCAGCUGAGAGACCAGUUGGAUGAAGUUGAGAAAGAAACUAGAUCAAAGCUACAGGAGAUUGAUAUUUUCAAUAAUCAGCUAAAGGAACUUAGAGAAAUACAUAACAGGCAACAGCUCCAAAAACAAAAGAAUUUAGAGGCGGAAAGAUUGAAACAGAAAGAAAAAGAGAGGAAAACAAUAGAGUUAGAAAAGCAAAAAGAGGAAACCCAAAGACGUUCACAAGAUAAGCAAUGGCUUGACCGAGUUCAACAGGAUGAAGAAUAUCAACGGCCAAAAAAAAUCCAUGAUGAAGAGAAAUUAAGGGAAGAACCAGUCAAAAAAAAAGAUGGUGAGGAAAAAGGCAAGCAGGAAAUGAAAGAUAAGCUGAAUAAGCUUUUCCAGCAACACCAAGAACCCGCUAAGCCCAUUCUCCAGACACCUAGCUCAUCUACAGAAAAAGGUCCACUUACUAUUUCUACUCAAGAGGAUGUAAAGGUAGUGUAUUACCGGGCACUGUACCCUUUUGAAUCAAGGAGCCAUGAUGAAAUCACCAUUCAGCCUGGGGAUAUAGUCAUGGAACAUGAAAGAAAGAAAAACAGAAUUUUGAUUGACAUACUCACAUAUAUACAGGUGGAUGAAAGCCAAACUGGAGAACCUGGGUGGCUUGGAGGGGAAUUAAAAGGAAAGACGGGAUGGUUUCCUGCUAACUAUGCAGAGAAAAUCCCAGAGAAUGAGAUCUCCACCCCUCUGAAACCAGCAGCUGACUCUGCACCCAUGCCCACACCUAAACUUGCUUUACAUGAAACCCCAACUCCUGUGGCAACAACAUCAUCGGAAUCUUCUACAACCUCCAACAAUUGGGCAGACUUCAGCUCUACGUGGCCAACAAACACUAACGAGAAAGCAGAAACAGAUAAUUGGGAUGCAUGGGCAACCCAGCCUUCUCUUACUGUUCCAAGUGCAGGGCAGUUAAGACAAAGAUCAGCCUUUACUCCAGCUACUGUUACUGGCUCAUCACCAUCUCCUGUUUUGGGCCAGGGUGAAAAGGUAGAGGGGUUACAAGCACAAGCUUUGUACCCUUGGAGGGCCAAAAAGGACAACCAUUUAAAUUUCAACAAAAAUGAUGUCAUCACAGUCCUGGAACAGCAAGAUAUGUGGUGGUUUGGAGAAGUUCAAGGUCAAAAGGGUUGGUUCCCCAAGUCUUAUGUGAAGCUCAUUUCAGGACCCAUAAGAAAAUCAACAAGUAUGGAUUCAAGUUCUUCAGAAAGUCCCGCUGUUCUAAAGAGAGUAGCAUCACCAGCAGCUAAACUUUCAAUACCAGGAGAAGAAUAUAUUGCCAUGUACACUUAUGAGAGUUCUGAACAAGGCGAUUUAACCUUUCAGCAAGGGGAUGUGAUUUUGGUUACGAAGAAAGAUGGUGAUUGGUGGACAGGAACGGUAGCUGAUAAAUGUGGAGUCUUCCCUUCGAACUAUGUGAGGCUUAAAGACUCAGAGGCCCCUGGGACUACUGGGAAAGCAGGGAGUUUAGGAAAGAAACCUGAAAUUGCCCAAGUUAUUGCAUCUUAUACUGCUACUGGCCCUGAACAACUUACCCUGGCACCUGGACAACUAAUUUUGAUUCGAAAAAAGAAUCCAGGAGGAUGGUGGGAAGGAGAACUUCAAGCACGUGGGAAAAAGCGUCAGAUAGGCUGGUUCCCAGCUAAUUAUGUAAAACUUUUAAGUCCUGGUACCAGCAAAAUAACGCCAACAGAGCCACCUAAAUCAAUAGCACUACCUACAGUGUGCCAAGUGAUUGGUAUGUACGAUUACACUGCACAGAAUGAUGAUGAGCUGGCAUUCAACAAAGGCCAGAUCAUCAAUGUUCUAAAUAAGGAAGACCCCGAUUGGUGGAAAGGAGAAGUCAAUGGACAAGUGGGACUCUUCCCAUCCAAUUAUGUGAAAAUGACAACAGACAUGGACCCAAGCCAGCAAUGGUGUGCAGAUUUACAUCUUUUGGAUAUGUUAACACCAACUGAAAGGAAACGACAGGGAUAUAUCCAUGAGCUACUUGUUACAGAAGAGAACUAUGUCAAUGACCUUCAGUUAGUCACAGAGAUCUUUCAGAAACCGCUGAUGGAGUCUGAGCUGCUGACAGAAAAAGAGGUGGCUAUGAUUUUUGUUAACUGGAAGGAGCUGAUAAUGUGUAAUAUCAAACUGCUGAAAGCCCUCAGAGUUCGGAAGAAGAUGUCUGGGGAGAGGAUGCCCGUGAAGAUGAUUGGUGAUAUCCUGACAGCCCAGCUGCCCCACAUGCAGCCCUACAUACGUUUCUGUAGCUGCCAGCUCAAUGGAGCAGCCCUCAUCCAGCAGAAGACAGAUGAAGUCCCUGAGUUCAAGGAAUUUGUCAAAAGAUUAGCCAUGGAUCCUCGAUGUAAAGGGAUGCCACUCUCUAGUUUUAUUUUGAAGCCCAUGCAGCGGGUAACAAGAUACCCACUAAUCAUUAAAAAUAUCUUAGAAAACACUCCUGAAAACCACCCUGACUACAGUCACUUGAAACAUGCUCUAGAGAAGGCUGAAGAAUUGUGUUCCCAAGUCAACGAAGGUGUACGGGAAAAGGAGAAUUCAGACCGGUUGGAGUGGAUCCAAGCACAUGUGCAGUGCGAAGGUCUAUCUGAGCAACUUGUCUUCAACUCAGUCACCAAUUGCUUGGGACCACGGAAAUUCCUGCACAGUGGGAAAUUGUACAAGGCCAAGAGCAACAAGGAACUGUAUGGCUUUCUUUUCAAUGACUUUCUUCUUCUGACUCAGAUAAUAAAGCCUUUGGGUUCAUCUGGGACUGACAAAGUCUUCAGCCCUAAAUCUAAUCUGCAGUAUAAAAUGUAUAAGACGCCCAUUUUCCUAAAUGAAGUCCUAGUAAAAUUGCCCACUGACCCUUCUGGAGAUGAGCCCAUCUUCCACAUUUCCCACAUUGAUAGAGUCUACACUCUCCGUGCAGAAAGCAUAAACGAAAGAACUGCCUGGGUACAGAAAAUUAAAGCUGCUUCUGAAUUCUACAUUGAAACUGAGAAAAAGAAGAGGGAAAAGGCAUACUUAGUUCGCUCCCAAAGAGCAACAGGUAUUGGGAGAUUGAUGGUGAACAUUGUUGAAGGCAUUGAAUUAAAGCCCUGUUGGUCACAUGGUAAGAGUAAUCCCUACUGUGAGGUGACAAUGGGCUCCCAAUGUCAUAUAACGAAGACAAUACAGGAUACUCUAAACCCCAAAUGGAAUUCCAACUGCCAGUUCUUUAUCAAGGAUCUAGAGCAGGAUGUCCUCUGCAUAACUGUGUUUGAGAGGGACCAGUUCUCUCCUGAUGAUUUUUUGGGUCGGACAGAAAUCCGUGUGGCAGACAUUAAGAAAGAUCAAGGUUCAAAGGGGCCAGUUACCAAAUGCCUCCUUCUACAUGAAGUUCCAACAGGGGAGAUUGUUGUACGGCUGGAUCUGCAGCUCUUUGAUGAACCAUAGUGGGGCAGGAUUCCCACCAUAACUCUUCUCAUUCUGGCACCAGAGCCCUGCAGAAAUUAUCUGAAAUUUGGUAUUAUUUUUCUAAGUAGCCACUCCUAUUUAUUCAUCUAUAAAACAAUGGGAUUAAAUUAGGGGUGAGGGGCUUCCUAAGCUCCCAAGAUCACCUUUUGACAAUUCUUCCCAAAAUGACCAAUUCUAAUCUGUGAGGCAAAUCUGUGUUUUCACAUGUAGGCUUUCACUCUAGUUUCCAGGGUUUCUGAAAUCUUAUAGCUAGAGCCAAAACUGAUUCCUGUUCUAAAGUCUGAUCUGUCCUGUGGUUGGCUACAUCCAUUCUCUUUACUGCAUUAAUUGAUUCAGUAAUGUAACAUCUCUAAUUUUGAAGAUUUUAUGUAAUUCUUCUGACAUCUGCCUCCUUGUAGCCCCCACAUAAGCUCUUUGACAAUGAUUUCAGUCCCUUAGCGCUGGUUUAGCAAGUUUAGCUGGAUUGCAAGUGGAUACAUUCUAGGGGCAUGAGAUCUCCAUUUCCUUCAGGAUAACGUCUGCACAUUUCUUAUUUGGAAUGCUGACGUUGAAUCAUUUGGCAUAUGGAUGGUCUUCUGAACGUGUCACAGAAUUGGGCCUUUACGAGCUGGUUGAGCUGAAGAAUCCUGCUGUUGUAUCCUUAAUACUUGG
Antechinus flavipes (yellow-footed antechinus) is the source of this 6251-nucleotide messenger RNA. It is a transcript of the gene ITSN1, whose product is annotated as intersectin 1. Lineage: Eukaryota; Metazoa; Chordata; Mammalia; Dasyuromorphia; Dasyuridae. Gene Ontology annotation, molecular function: calcium ion binding; molecular adaptor activity; protein binding. The record is from RefSeq and is a predicted model, not a curated record. Gene Ontology annotation, biological process: intracellular signal transduction; clathrin-dependent synaptic vesicle endocytosis; endosomal transport. Gene Ontology annotation, cellular component: clathrin-coated pit; intracellular vesicle; plasma membrane. Bases 387 to 5579 code for a protein of 1730 amino acids. The transcript has 40 exons.